CAUUGUAAAUAAGCAGGGAACAGUUGUCAGAGUGUCCAGUUGUUUCCCUUCUCUGUCUCCUGCUGCGGAGGACAGGCAGCGGCGGCGGCGGCAGGGGGACCCUGGCAAAGCGAGCGCUUGGAGAGGGGGGGUUGUCUUCACAACCCCCGGGGGUCUGUCUGUCUUUAGCCUCUCUUUUUUGGCUCGUCUCCUUUUUCUCUUUUCCUCUUUUCUCUUUCUGACCCCUAUUCUGCAGCUCAAGGUAACUUAAAACAGGAAGUUGGAUGCCUGCGAGGGGGGGUUGGGUGGAGAAAGGGGGAGGGGGCGGGGCGGUGCAGACAGACAGGAAGCGCAGCCUGUCGCAGGGUCCAGCCGUGCGUUGCGAUUGGCUGUGCUGUGGCUUGGAGGGGCGGGAGCAGGAGGGGGCGGAGCCUGGGUGUCGCGUAGCAGGCUAGAUUGAUUACUAGUGAGUGUUAAAGGGAAAGACGGCAGGAGAUUUUUGUCUGAGACUCAGAGUGUCCCCUCGACUUGAAUCUCCUCCACCGCCGCCACCGUGCCGCCGCCGCUCCGCACUCCACUUCCUUCCUGAUCCUGUCCUCCUUCCACCCCCACCCCCCCACCGCUGCACUGCCAUGCGCAGAGGCAAGAGGUCAGCUGAAAGACAAACGGCGGGGGUCGCUCGCGCACUCCCAUGGGUUCGGGGGGUGCGAGGGGGAGUCUGAGGGGGAGUCAGGCGGAGGGGGCAGGCGGGCGCUCGCUCCGGCCGAAGGCUCCUUGAAGCGGUAGAGCUGCUUUUGUCUGCUCCUGGGAUGGGGGGCCUCGAGGUGAGGACAGGAAGUGGAACGGCCAGGAGAAGCUCCCUCUCGCUCCUCUAGAGACCUCUACAACACGUCAUGAAGGGCACGGGGACCCAGCAUGUCGGCGGACAACUCGUUCGGAGCAGGAGGGGGCAGCGACGCUCAGCAGAGCCUUCAGUCUUUCUGGCCUCGUGUCAUGGAGGAGAUCCGGAACCUCACUGUGAAGGAUUUCCGGGUGCAGGAACUACCCCUGGCACGCAUCAAGAAAAUCAUGAAGCUGGAUGAAGAUGUGAAGAUGAUCAGUGCUGAAGCCCCAGUUCUGUUUGCCAAGGCAGCCCAGAUCUUCAUCACAGAACUCACCCUGCGAGCCUGGAUCCACACAGAGGACAACAAGCGCCGGACGCUGCAGAGGAACGACAUCGCCAUGGCCAUCACCAAGUUCGACCAGUUCGACUUCCUCAUCGACAUCGUACCUCGGGAUGAGCUCAAGCCCCCGAAGCGGCAGGAGGAGGUGCGUCAGUCCGUGGCCCCAGCGGAGCCCGUGCAGUACUACUUCACCCUGGCGCAGCAGCCUGGCACGGUGCAGGUGCAGACCCAACAGCAGGGCCAGGCGGCGACCACGCCUAGCGGUGCCACCACGCUGCAGCCGGGCCAGAUCAUCAUCACGCAGCCGCAGCAGAGCCAGGUGCUACAGGGGACCACCAUGCAGCAGCUGCAGCAAGUGCAGGUGGCCCCAUCACAGGCCACGCCCAUCACGAGUGCUCCGGUGACGAUGCAGGUGGGCGAGGGCCAGCAGGUGCAGAUUGUGCAGGCGGCUGCGCAGGGACAGGCAGCCGCACAGCCAGCGGGGCAGACCAUGCAGGUCAUGCAGCAGAUCAUCACCAACACCGGGGAGAUCCAGCAGAUUCCGGUGCAGCUCAACGCGGGACAACUGCAGUACAUCCGUCUGGCCCAGCCUGUGUCCGGCACGCAGGUCGUCCAGGGACAGAUCCAAACACUGGCCACCAACGCCCAGCAGAUCACACAGACAGAGGUGCAGCAGGGGCAGCAGCAGUUCAACCAGUUCACUGACGGACAGCAGUUGUACCAGAUCCAGCAGGUGACGAUGCCGGCCGGCCAGGAGCUCACCCAGCCCAUGUUCAUCCAGUCCACCAGCCAGACAGCCGAUGGUCAGGUGACCACGCAAGUCAGUGCUGACUGAGGCUCCCUGAUGACACGGCUGAUCCUUGGAGACGGGCGUCUGCAGCGCAAUAACACACACACACACACACACACACACACACACACACACACGCGCGCAAACAUACACUGGUCAGGACCCACUGGGGACUUCUGCACCCCAACCAGAGCCCUGCGUCUUACCCUUUGUUUUACUUUUGUUUACUCGCCUCGACCUGCCUCAUCUACUCUUGUUUGUGUGUGUCGCGCAUCCCAGUCUGUGUUUUACCUAGAAUGGGGCACCAAAGCCCCUUUGGUUCCCCUCACCUCUUAUGAAGUGGCCCCCCGCCCCACACACCUGACUGCUGAGGGGACAGCCCUGGUAACCAUGCCGACACUGUCACAUCAACACGGUCACGUGCAUUUUAUUGGUACACGUAAGAAAGCAGUUGAUUUUGCCAGUGUAAGUGUGUGAAAUUCCACUGUGAUUCUCAAAGUCCAUUUAUUGUGUUCCCUUUUUCACACUCGAUAUGCCUCAACUUGGAAGGUGGAGUGUGUGUGUGUGUGUGUGUGUGUGUGUGUGUGUGUGUGUUAGACAGAAAGAGGUGGCAAGUCUUUGACUGUGUGGUUUUGUGCUGUAAAUCGUUGCUUUGGACCAGAUUCCCGAUGAGGUAAAGUUUCCUUGUUCUGGGAACGGCGCCCUUCUCUCCACCUCUUCCUGCGCGAAUCAGGAGUCCCCCCCCGUGUCACAGCCAUGUACAGACGAAGCCCCACCUCCAGGAACAAUGUUUUUUAUAUCAUCGUUCUUUUGUAUUAAUUCGUAAGUGUGACGUAGCUUUUCUGAAACGGAAACUUUUCUCCUCCUUUUUCAUUGUUGCCCUUGUUCUGCAUGUAGGUCAAACUGGCAGCAUGAUAUGCAAUAGAUAGGUACCAACCUUUUAUUUUUGUGAUUUAAUUUUUGUAAACAAGAUUUUGUCAGUGAGAGAACAAAAUAAAAAUAAAAUGUGGA
Scleropages formosus (Asian bonytongue) is the source of this 2943-nucleotide messenger RNA. It is a transcript of the gene nfyc, whose product is annotated as nuclear transcription factor Y, gamma. NCBI's taxonomy places the organism in Eukaryota, Metazoa, Chordata, Actinopteri, Osteoglossiformes, Osteoglossidae. Gene Ontology annotation, biological process: regulation of transcription by RNA polymerase II. The record is from RefSeq and is a predicted model, not a curated record. The transcript is spliced from 11 exons. Bases 895 to 1977 code for a protein of 360 amino acids. Gene Ontology annotation, cellular component: nucleus; CCAAT-binding factor complex. Gene Ontology annotation, molecular function: RNA polymerase II cis-regulatory region sequence-specific DNA binding; DNA-binding transcription activator activity, RNA polymerase II-specific; protein heterodimerization activity.